GGCCCUGGCAGCUCCUGCUGGAGACCGCGGGCGUGCGGAUCUACCGCCGCUGCCACACGGCUGGCAGGAAGCCGCUUGCCGGGUAAUGCCAUUAAGUGCUGAUGGCAAAGCCGGCGGGCCGCAGUGACCCCGCGGAGCUGAACCGAGCAGCUGGAUGGGAGCUGCCGCUGCUCCUGUGCCGCCCUCCCGACCCCUCGGGCGGAUUGCGCUCAGCGCAGCGGGUCCCUAAACAUCGACUCCCGAGCCCGCCCGUGCCACAGCAUCCUCUCUGCAGGAGCCCUCGCCCCCUCCUGCCCCUCUCCAAAACUCCCUUCACACUGAUUUUCCACCUCUAAAAUCAGAAGGUAGUUCAGAAAGGGUUGGAAUGAAAUAUUCUUCCCUUUUGGGGGACUAAUUUCUUUAAAGAACUUUAGUAGCUUAGGAACUGACUUGUGGUUGACAGUGUUUCCAUUUUGACACAGAUUAAUUAUUCAGUACUGACUUCUAAAUCCAUAAAAAAAAAAAAUAUAUGUAAAUAUCCUGUUUUUUAACUGAGUGAUCAUAGUUUCCUCUCAGCUCCUUCCAGACUCCUUGCUGUUCUUUGCAUGACAAUUUUGUAUUUGUAUUCUGAGAAAUCAUUUCAGACAUGGUAAUGUUAGAAAAAGCCAGCAAGCCUACAUGGCUGUGCUAAAGGCACAGGUGGGGAAAGCCUCUAAGCCUCUUUAAAAAACUAUCACUUCAUAGACCUUGGAAUUCUCUUCAGUGAUAAAUAGUUCCUGUUUACAGUGUGGAUGUGGUGACUGGCAGUGGCAAGAUGAGCUUGUCACUGAUCACAGCACAGGUGAGGCUGGGGUGCCUGCCAGGUAUCCAUGCAAAAAUUAGUGAGUUGAUGGAGUUCAGGGUGCUGGGGGUGUCCUGCUAGAGUGGAUGAAGUAGAGGCUUUAGGAUCAGAGCUCAGCCCAGACCUGCAAAUGCAUUGUGCAUGAAUGAAGGCAAAGGACCUUUGGGAGGCUGGAGGCUGGAUUUAGCCAGGCACAUGGGACCAGGGAAAGCCUGGCUUACUGCAGUGGCUGUGCUGCUAUUGUAUGAAUGCAGCUGGUGAGAUGGAAAGGAGCUCAGGCUUCUCCUCCUCAUCCUCUCGUGCUUUUGUACAGAAGAACUAAAGAGCUAAAAGGACUAUUUGAAACUAUAAAAACCAUUUACAGGUGUCUGUCAUUUUUUUUUUUUUGUGUAAUGUACAAUGCCCCUAGUUUAGGCUGGAUGGGCAGACUACAUAGGAUGCAAAGGACCUUUUCAAGUCCAGUAUUGUGACUCCUGGGAAAUAACUGUUUUGUCUUCAGUAGCUUCAGAUUGCUACAAGAGAAGAUGAAGUCUAGGAGGAGGGUCUUUGUUUAAAGUCAUUACUGGAAAAAUUAGCUUUUAGCUCUUGCUGAACUGCAACUUCCCUGUAGCAACAGUAGUCCAGGAAGCUGAAAGCAGCAAUGAUUCUUCCUGUUGUCUUCUCUUUUUGCCUUGUCUUUCCACCUUCUCUGCAGGUUGCAGAAAUAGAUCUUGGCCUUCCUGCUCAGUGCUGCAUUGCAGCCAAGCUGAUUGACUCUCCUGAUGACAUGCCUCAGAAAAACAGAAACAUUUCACUCUUGUUUUAACUUUCUUACUGUAAAUCGCUGUUUUUCUUGUGAGAAAAAAACAGCAAUUUACAGUAAGAAAGCAAUUCUUGUUGAUGCCUCUUACAAAGAUGAUGAGUGCAUGGGGUUACACAGAUGUUGAAUAGUUCAGGUUUGAAGCUGGUGAUUGGUGCUUCAGUGAAGAUGAGUAGUUUAAUUAUGGUACUUCAAAUCUUCAUCUUCUGGAGUUGAUUUGUGAAGGCGAGGAAAAGAGGAGAAUUCAUCUUUUCACUAACAGAAUGUUGUAUAAUCCUUCUUUUCCUUUCCUUGGGAAUGCUUUGAUUUGAUUUCUACAUUGUAUAUUUGAAAUACUCUCAUUGUUUCAAUUUAGUCCUGAACUCUCAUUGUUUUGAUUUAGUCCUGAACUCGUACUAACAAUGGUACAAACAUUGCUCUAUAGGCACAGAUGGAAUUACCAUAUGUUGAAAGUAAUAUUAAAACAGGAGAUAUCCUGCACCCCACCCCUUCAGUGCAUACAGCGUUCUGAAAGAAAAUAGCUGAUCAAUAUUGAAGGCAGCUAUGAGUGUGUUGUAUAUAAGUGUGGACAUUGUAAAGCAUGCUUGUAUCCCAGCCUGAUGUGUAAGCAUAACUAACUUGCCACAAGAAUUUAAUGCUUCUGGUAAACCUCAGUGUGGGCAGGAUUUAGUCCACACUGACCACUGGAGAUGAAAAGGGGACUUUGUUUGUGAACAUGCUCCCUCUGGAACUCCUGAUGAAGUAAAAGGGUACUGGUGUAAGGGAAGGAACAGCCAUUGUGCAGGGCAGGUCAGCCUGGCUUGAUUUACACUUUCAUGUAUAGAUCAAAAAGUCAAGAGGUUAAAGACUGAAUCUUAUAUUGUUUUCUGAACACUUGCUUUCGCAGCUCUUGAGCAUAUUUGUAAUUUGUGCCCCACCUAACUUCCUUCAGCUGUUCUCCCUGAUGCAGAGUACUUCCCUUUCCUGUGUGACUUUUCCUCUCUUCAUUCUGUUUCCACAGCAAUCAGGACUUUACGAAUAUAAAAUCUUUGGUGGCCUUGCUGACGUUCCCCCAAAAUUGUGUGUAGAUGUCUACAUGGACUUGGAUUUCAGAAAAGAGUGGGAUCAGUAUGUUAAAGAACUGUAUGAGGAAACAUAUGAUGGUGAAAAAGUAAUCUACUGGGAAGUGAAGUACCCUUUUCCUCUCUCAAACAGAGAUUAUGUCUAUGUCCGGGAGUGCCGGGAGAUGGAUGUGCAUGGCAGGAAGAUCUGGGUUGUGUUAGCAAAAAGUGUGGCUGUUCCUCAGUGCCCUGAGAAGCCUGGUAUUAUCAGAGUUAAGAGCUAUAAACAAAGCCUGGUGAUUGAAAGUGAUGGCAAGGCUGGAUGUAAAGUCUAUAUGUACUAUUUUGAUAACCCUGGUGGCAUGAUUCCAUCCUGGUUGGUCAACUGGGCUGCCAAGACUGGUGUGCCUGCUUUCUUGAAGGAUAUAGAAAAAGCUUGCCUUAUUUAUUCUAAGAGCACAUAGGUGUUGAAAUUGAUCUUAAUAAUUUAAUUCCUAGAUCUCUGCUCUUACAGGAGCAGAUAUUAUAUAUUACACUGGAAAAAAUCUACCUCUAAUAUUGGAAAGAAUUUUAUUUUAGUUGAGUUAUGCCUUUAGUUUUAUUGGAUUUUUUUCCAUCUCCAACUGAAGAGCUGGCCACUAUCAGGGUAGCACCAGUAUCAGCUGCAGCUUUUGAAAGUACUCAAGUUUAUCCUUGUUCCCCGUGCUUUGCUUAUGCUGGUGGUCAGGUGUCAGCUAGGGGAGUUCUGUGAUGGAUGUGUUGCAUCCUUGCACAAGAGACAACAAUCUUACUAGAAAAAUGUCUGAACUUGGAUUGCAAACACUCUGCAUGUGUUAUGCCUGGAUCUGCUUUGUUACCUUGCAGGAUGGCUUCCUCCUGAAACUCAGGAAUGGAACUUGCACUGCAUAGGAGGAAAUGCUUCUGCUACCCAAGUUUGUCAUUCUUAAGCUCUCUGCCUGAUAUACCAAAAAAUGCUGAGGGAUGAAGUAAAUUACUAGAAAUGUGCAGUGGGAAGUCUGUGAUGCUAAACUUCCUUAAAUCCAGAUGUAAAAAGAGUGAACUUAAAGCAUUGCAUUCACAGCUCCAUACUUCUGUAUGAAAUGUAAAAACCUGCAGCUGUGUCCAGCUAGAAGAAAAGGAGGAGAUGACUUCUUGCAUGUGUGAUUUAAGGGGAACAAGUUUUAUCUUCAGAGUCAGUGGCCUUACCUAAAGCAGCUUGGAUACCAACUUGAAACUGGAGAUAAUUUUAAACUGGGUGCCUGCCACUGAGUGUGGAUGAGCUUGAUGUGGAACUUGGGUUUGCCUGCAUUUUUAAAUUUCAUGCUGAUAUAAAGAAUGGAUGGUGAUGCACUAAAGGUUCAGCUGAGCAGGAAAUUAAAUUUCCAGCACUUUCUGAGGGUGGGGAGGGGGGUGGGCAGGGAGUGCAUAAAAGAAUGAGAGGACAUCAUUCUCAGGGAUUUAAAAUAUUCUGCAUUUUUCCUAAAUCUAAUCUAUUUCUGAGUAACUCUGGUAAUGGAGUAGCUUUGUGUUGUUAAAAAAUAAACAAUUUAAAUUAUUGCCUUUAUACCUUGUGUGAAUAUAUACUUCCAAUAAAUCCUUAUUUUGUCCA
Messenger RNA from Taeniopygia guttata (zebra finch), 4268 nucleotides. Lineage: Eukaryota; Metazoa; Chordata; Aves; Passeriformes; Estrildidae. The record is from RefSeq and is a predicted model, not a curated record.